ACAUUAUGGGACGCUGAUGCAAUCGCUUGCGUAAUAAUAAUACAUACAAGCAGAAGAAAAGAGGCAGACGAUAUUUUUAGAAGAAAUCAUGGUUUUGGGGGCAUUUAAUUCAACAAAUCGUAUAUUACCCGUACAAUUACUUUGCAGCAGACGCCUCUUAAGCACCAGCUCACUCAAAAACAUGAAAGUUUUGAUUGGUGGUGGAACAGGUUUUGUGGGUACAGCAUUGAGGAAGCAGCUAGAGGUUAAAGGUCACAAGGCUCUUCUACUUUCACGUUCACCUGGAAAGGACAAAGUCACUUGGGAUGAGGUGAGGGAUAGCGGUUUACCACAGUGUGAUGCUGUCGUCAACCUGGCCGGAGAAAACAUCUUGAAUCCUGCAAAAAGAUGGACUGAAGAUUUCAAGCAGGUUGUUUGGAAGAGCAGAGUGGAGACCACUUCAACGCUUGCAGAGGCCAUCUCCAAGACUAGCAGCCCUCCCAGUGUCUUUGUAGGCAUGUCUGGUAUAGGUUACUAUCCAGCAUCCGCAUCUGCCGAGUAUACAGAGGAGAGCACAGUGCACGACCAGGACCAGGACUAUCUUGGCAGACUGUGUGUAGAAUGGGAGAGGAGUAUGGGGCCACUGGAUGGGCAGGAAGAUGGAGUUAGGAAGGUGGUAGUGAGAACAGCUGUUGUUCUAGGCAAAACUGGAGGUGCCAUGGGCCAGAUGAAGUGGCCAUUCUACUUUGGCGUCGGGGGCGUCAUCGGUUCCGGCCAGCAGUUCUUCCCAUGGAUCCACGUCGAUGACAUUGCAGGGAUCUUCCUCCAUGCCAUCGAGAACGAGGAUGUCACCGGAGUACUCAACGGGAUCGCCCCCAAGCCUGUUACUAACCACGGGUUCACCAAGGCUUUGGGUGCUGCCAUGUGGAGGCCGACUAUCUUUCCGUUGCCAGGGUUCGUGGUGAAGGGGGUGUUUGGAGAUGAGAGGGCAGUGAUGCUGUUAGAGGGCCAGAAGGUGUUACCCAAGAGGACUCUUGACAGCGGGUACAAGUUCAGAUACCCGGACAUAAACUCAGCUCUCAAAGAGGUUGUAUCGUAAUAUUGAAGGUUGUUGCUCAAACAGACUCUUGAUUGCAGAAUAAAGACAUCCAGAUAUGAGCUCAGCUCUCAAAGAGAUAAAGCUUAUUCAUUUUAUCUUUAACUGACAUAAACUCAGCUCUUAAAGAGGUUGUAUCGUAAUAUUAAAGAUCAUUGCGGAAAUGGGCUCUGGAUUGCAGAUUAAAGUGCAGUUAUGAAGAUAUGAAUUCAACUCUCAGAGAUUGAGCUUAUUAAUUUAUCUUUUGAACUAUACAGAUUCCUAUAUUAGGAGGGAGGUCUAAUGAAGAUAUAGUCAGUAAAAAAAUAAAAGAGAGACUGAAGUUUUGAUCUGACCUAAACUUUGCUUUUAAUGAAAAAAAUGGUUUAAGAGAACGAAUCAUGAGAUGCUUCAUUGCUCACAAUAGUUUAUGAAGGAAUUCUUUGAAACCUAAUCACUUCAUAUUGUUGGAUAUUGGUAUGGUUAUUGUUUUAUUCAUGUACAUACAUAUUUCUACAGGGUAGUUCGUCAGACAAGACUUUGUUCUCAGUUUGCCCAUACUGUCUCAUGAUUGGCCAUUGUUCUUAUAGACAUAGUACAAAAACAUCAACAAGGGUGUGAGAAGGGAUUCCAUCAGCAGAUGAGCCUGCCCAAGUUACAAACAUAGUCACAAUAUUGAAUAUGCAACGGGGUCUGGGGCUCCAUCUUAUGAAUACUUGCAAUUGAUCUGAUAAACCGCAACAAUAUGAAAAUCCAUAGCUGUCAUAUUUUUUUCAAACAGGAAAUUUGCACAAUGUCCUUUGUAAACAAUUAGUAGCAAACCGAAUUGUCAAGACAUCGGUGAAUGUAUGGGUAUACAUCAUAUCUACAAACAUUUUUUGAAUAAACAUGUUUGUGGUUUACAUGCCGACAUUGCUGGCUUUCCAUAGUUGUGGUUGAUUGGAUCAAUCGCAACUCUUUGUAAGACGGGGCUCAGCACUUAAAAUGAGGAACAUGAUUUCAAGAGGAAUUACUUCAUCAUUUUGGAAGGCAGUCGUUGGUUUUGAGUAAAAUCAUCAAACAAUUAUCAACAAACUGUAAAGUACAAGUUUCUAAAACUAGCAUAAAGAUUAUAGCUAUAUCCAGAUCAUGUUAGAAGUGACCAUUUGUCCCAUCACCUUAAAGUUAAGCUGCAAAUUUUUGCAAAGGCAUUUUAGAAUAAUUUAUGUAGUAUGAUAUUUAUAUUGUGUAGUACGAGAAAGAUAGGAUGAUUGUGUGUGCUUUACAUUUUGUAUCUCAUAUUCCUGAAGUGUGUGAAGAUGGUACAAUUUAUCUCGUUCAAUGUGCCAUGUACGUGUAUUCUCUACUUUAAUACUUGAAGUAAUUAAACAUUGAAAAGUGUA
Messenger RNA from Lytechinus pictus (painted urchin), 2436 nucleotides. RefSeq names its product epimerase family protein SDR39U1-like. The transcript is spliced from 6 exons. Lineage: Eukaryota; Metazoa; Echinodermata; Echinoidea; Temnopleuroida; Toxopneustidae. The coding region runs from base 89 to 1078 and encodes 329 amino acids. The record is from RefSeq and is a predicted model, not a curated record.